Molecule: messenger RNA, 9363 nt
Organism: Anoplopoma fimbria (sablefish)
Lineage: Eukaryota; Metazoa; Chordata; Actinopteri; Perciformes; Anoplopomatidae
Gene: cdk5rap2
Product: CDK5 regulatory subunit associated protein 2
Exons: 50
Coding region: 122-8839 (2905 amino acids)
Cellular component (GO): microtubule organizing center
Source: RefSeq, a predicted model, not a curated record
UAUCGUGAUGGCGGUACCCUGGACUAUUUUGAAUUCCGUCCCGCUUUUUGAAGUUUUCCUUAAAUCUAGUGUGUAAAAUGUGUUUUUAUUCCGGAGAGAACACAGGAUAAGAAACCCUUUUAUGAUGGACUCCGUCGUGGGAGCGGAUUUGACGCUCCCCGUUGACAUCAACGGAAGCUGCAGACUGCCGGACUCCAUAGAUGCUGGAGAAUAUUCCUCAGACAGCAUGACAGCUCCCUCCUUCCCUGACAAGAUGUCCCCAAUCAAAGCUCUCACCAUGAAGGACUAUGAGAAUCAAAUCACAGCUCUGAAGAAAGAGAACUUUAACCUGAAGCUGCGCAUCUACUUCAUGGAGGAGCGCAUGCAGCAGAAAUGUGAUGACUCCACUGAGGACAUUUUCAAAACGAACAUUGAGCUGAAGGUGGAGUUGGAGUCCAUGAAGCGAGACCUGGCAGAGAAACAGGAGCUACUUGUGUCCGCAUCUAAAGCGUUGGAGAGUCUGGCUGGUCGAGAAGCAGGAGAACCCCAGCGUGUUAGAGAGCAAGCUCAGAGAGAGAUGGAUGCACUUCGAGACGCAUUCAGAAAAAGAAUAGCUGACCUAGAACAGAGUUUGCGAACAGCAGAGGAAGAGGUCGACAAGAUGGCAGCCAUCGCUGAGCAGGAGAAGCUUAAGAAUAUUAAGAUUGAGAAGAGGCUCCAAGCCCAGGGUCCACCGAGCACCUUUACCCCUGUCCCCAGCCCAGUCCAAGACCUGCAGCAGGCCCUGCAGGAGAAAGACAAUAUCAUUGAGCAGCUCAAGAUCACAUUAAAGAACCAGGAAGCUGUGAUCCAGCAGAAGAAAAGUGCAGAUAGAGAGACAGAUGCACCAUCGGCUGACUGUGUCAAACAGCUAUCUGAUCUCAUCGCCAAGAAGGAUCAGGAACUUGAGGCACUGAGGGACGAGCUACAUAGAGAGAAGGACACAAGAACACCGGACGAUCAGAGUGAGUUCAGGCGAGUGGAGUCCUGCAAUAAGCAGCUGACUGAAGAGCUCACCCAGGCCAAAAGCACCACUGAAAACCUAACUAAAACACUGGAGGAAACCCAGAAUGAAAACAAGACCCUGUUAGGGAAGUUGGAGGAGAAAGAGAAUGAACUCAACUCUCAGAAGAAAAAUGCUCUAAAGCGAGACAAAACCAUCCAAGGGCUUACUCAGGUCUUCAAAGAAAAGGAAAAACAGAUUGCAGAGCUGUGUCAUGAGAUUGAGGACCGGGAUGACGCUUUGGCCAAGGCUAGAGAGGCAGCACAUAAGGCCCAACUGCAGAAAUACCAGGGAGUAGAGGAACACCAAAAUCUAUUAAUGGCAAAACAAACAGAGCUGGCCCAACUCCAGGGGGAACAUCAUGCCAAGGUGCUUGAAGCCCAAAAGCUGCAGCGUGGCCUGGACAGGAAGGAGCAGGAGCUGGCUGACUUGCAGCAGGCGAAGGACCAGCUAGAGGUGGAACUAGAGGACAUGCAACAGCAGAAGAAGAAAGGAGACAAAGCCCUGAAUGAUCUGAACAAUCGGCUCAAAAAGCUGAGCGGUGAGAUCGGAGACAGGGAGGGUGCUCUAGAGCAGCAGUACCAGGAGCUGCUGGAUCAGACCAAAAGAAAACUGCAGACCCAUGAGGUCACCAUCCAGCGGCUCACAUCCACUCUGGCCGACAAAGAGCAGCAGCUACAGGAGUACAUAAACAUGGUCAGAGACUUUGAGCAAAGCAAAAGUCCAGGAGGAAACGAUAAUGUGCUUUCCAAGCUGCGGCAUAGGCUGAAAGAAAAGGAGAAGGCUCUGGAGCAAGCGCUGGACGAGAAGUUUGCUGCCAUUGAGGAGAAAGACAAUGAGAUACACCAGCUGCAGCUGUCUCUAAGAGAGAAGGAGAGAGACCUAGAUAGGCUCAACAACUUACUCUCUCACAACAAGGAAACCAUCGAUAGUUUUGACAGUCUGAUCAAGGAGAAGGAUGUUGAGCUGCAGCAUCUUGUAAACACACUAAAGAACCUGCAGAGAGCUAAGCAAGAUGUAGAAGAUAACCUGAACAGAUCACUGAGGGAGAAGGACUCCAUCAUCAGCCAGCUACAGCUCUCCCUGGAGGGCAAGACAAAGGAUAUGGAGGAAAUGGCCGAAUCGAUGCUAAACCAGUCGCAGACCAACACACGUGACCUUGCUGAACAGAUGGGCCAGAGGUUAAAGGUCACAGAGGCUAUGCUGGCUGAGACCGUGAAGGCCAGAGAAAGGCUGGUUGCUGACAAUGAGAGUGCUGUGGAAGGACUGUUGGCUACAAUCAGCAGCAAGGACCAGCUCAUCAAGGAGUCUGCGGAGCACUACAACCGCAUGCUGUCUGAGCGCACUCAAGAGAUUCAGCAACUGAGGAAGCAGCUGUCUGACUGGCAGCAGCAGCUUGCCACCGCUGAGAAGCACAGCUCCACAACAGCCCAGGAGGGUUAUUUAGAGACAGCAGAGCUCCGAGCCCUGCUUGCUGAGAAAGACAGCAUCAUCGAUAAGCUUCUCCAGCGUGGUCAGGAGAGGGACCAGUUGCUGGCAGAGGUGAGGCUGAAGGAGGAGCCGGACCGCGUGUUGGAGCUCAGACAAACUAUCCAAAUCAUGCAGGAGAGGUUGGACGAGAAGGAAGCUGAGCUGUCCAGGAACAACAGUGAGGAUAAUGUGGAGAAUAUUCUGCCCUCCAAGAAGACGGUUGUCGUCUUGAAAAAGGAGCUAGCACAGAAAACCGAGGCACUGAAUAAAGCACUGAAGAGGGAGAAUGAACUGAAGAUUUCUCUGGGAGAGCUACAGUCAUUGCUGUCCGAACUGGAGGGUCGCAAUGAAGGUCAGGCUGCUAAUAUUGAGUCUCUGACUGCCACUCUGAAGACCAAAGAUGAGAUCAUCGAUGUCCUCCACCAGCAUCUCGGUCAGAGAGGGGACAGUCGGGUUGAUCAUACCGAGGUUCAGGUCAUCGGCUCUGGCAUGGAGAGGUCACUCCCAGGUCUCCCUCAGAGAGAGAGAACCAUCAUCGGUGGAGAUAGCCAGCAAGAAGCUUUGCCCAACCUUGUAGCCUUGCAACAGGAACAUGAUGCUCUGAACAAAGCACUGAGAGCCGAACAGCAGCUCUACUCCAGCCUGGUCAGGACUGUGAAGGAGCAGGACAGCGCCCAGCGUCUCCACGCUCUGCAGCUUGAGCUGACAGCAGUGCAGCUCCUCAGGCAGCAGCUGGAGGAGAACAUCAAAACUAAUGAGGAGCUAAGGGACGACUUGGAGAGAGAGAGGCACAGAGCCAAACUCAGAGAAGGUAUGGACCUGAUUGAUCCUAAAGAACUGCAGAGCAUGAGACAUCAGCUGGAAGAUGCACAGCGCUGGAAUACCUCUCUGCAGGCUCGCUUAGGAGCCAUUCAGAGCCGUGGAGGAGGGGUCGGUGGGGCUAAUGAUGGUGUUUCAUGUGACUCAAUUCUUUUUUCAGGUGACACUUUGAGUUUCAUCGGCGAUCAGACUUCCUACAUGAGUAUCUGUGUGGUAGAGGGCCAGGAUGACAGCUUGUCUCUACUUUCUGCACAGGAGCUCAGGCAGAAGGUGCUGGAGCUGCAGGAUUGUGUCAGCAGACUGCAGACUGUAAACGACGAGCUGCAGAACCGGCUGUCACUGCUGGAGAGGUCAGACCAUGAAGCUUAUGCCAACGGAGACCAAGAUGUGGCCAGCAGUAGCCCCUUGAAACAGCAGCUUGAGAAGACACAGGAGAUGCAGCCUGUGGCUCACAGUGACAGGACGCAUCGCUCUGGGCAGGAUAAAGAGAGUCAGACAGACAUCAAACUAGGACAGAUGGUGUCUGGAAAGCUGUUGGGUGAUAUAAGUAUGGACAGUGGCCUUGGCCAGAGUAGAGAGCAUGCUCAGUCUGGCAACAACACCUUGGACACUGGAGAGAAAGAUUCCAGGCAGAGGAACACAGAUGUAACAGCACUUAAAUCCCUGCUUACUCAAUGUGGGGCCACAUCAGUCCUGCACCUUAGAGAGGAAUUGCACAGACUCAGAUCAGAAAAUGUGGACCUGCGAGGUCUCCUGAAAGAACAAAAAUCUACUGAGUGUAAAGAGAAAGAGAGCACAGACGCCUCAGGCAACACCAGUGAUGGACAGGCUGAAUUGAGAAGGAGCGUGGAAACACUGCAGGCCGAGUCAAACGCUCAGUCUAAGGCCAUCAAUCUGUCGAAGGAAAAGGGAGAGAAGAACUCUAUGGAGGUGUUAGAUGGGGAGACCCCUGUCACCACUGAGCUAAUCGCCAGCACCACAGAGGGGAUGGAGAGUCCACAAAGUAAAGGCCAGUCACCCAGCAAGAGUACAAAGCAGCAUGUCGCAAGGCAUGGGGGUGGUGCCAAAUCUCGCCUCCCAGUCCCUGUGAGGCCGAGGGUGGAGUCUAGCAGCAGCAUGCCGUCUGUGAGCUCUGGCCAUCUCAAUACUGAUGCACUUCAGCACCUUGAUUUUGAUGGUGUAUAUAGGCCAGACCAGCACCAGCCUGAAGACUCCACCACGUCACCCCAGCACAGCACUUCCCCUUCUUCCACGCUCAGAUAUGCACAUGGUACCGGCAGUCCGGUAGGGUCGGACAAGGGCUCUGAAGCUGGAACAACACCGGAUCACACCCAGGCCGACUCUGCCCUUUUCACUCAGCUGGAGCUUCUCCACCAGGAGUGUCAGGAGAAAGAGACCUUCAUCAAUAAACUAAGUGAGCAGCUAGCUGAUUGGGAAGAGCUCCACGCUCGGCUCCAGGAAAAGGACCGGCUCAAUCGGCAGUACGUGGAGGCCUUACAGGCUGCGGAAUCCACCAUCGCUUACUUGACUGCCUGCAGUCUGGACAGCCAGGGGCGAUUCGGGUCGCACGCCAGUCCGUGUACAGGUUCUGGCUCAGUGGGUUCUGAUUCUGCCAUUUACAGCAGAUGCAUUGAGCUGCAAAAAGCCCUACAGGAGAAGCAGGAGCACAACAACCAGCUCAUAGAGCUUCUGAACAUGGCAGAGAAAGCAAUCACCUCCACUGACAGCCAAGACAGGAUUCCAGGAGUCAGUGAUUUACGUUCGAUGAUAGAGACGGCCUUGCAGCAGGUGAACGCAUCUUCAAAUAGACAGAGUCCAAGAGGUGUCUUUGGAGUCACGGAGGACUCUAUGCAGGAGCUGCAACAACACACAGACUCUUUGCAGGAGGCUCUGUGGCAGCAGAAUAGGCUUAAUGCAGAGCUGCAGGAAAAACUGAGAGCUGCCGAUGCUGCUGCUCGACACGGCUACAACAACGACCAGGAUGGUCAAUGUUCAAGGCCGAUAACAGCAGAAUCACUUGAUGAAAAGGAACCAAAGGGAAAUCCAUUGGGAAUGGGAAGCUCUGAUGAUGUCAAUUUAAAUCAGGAGAUGACCAGAGUUCUGUUGAACUGUCUUGGUGCAGCAGAGUCUGCUGUGGCCUCUCUGGCAGCUCACUGUACAAAUACCAGCUCCUUGGCUUCUGGCAGAUCAUCACAGACCAGUGCUGAGUUUCAGAUGAAUAUAGACAAACUUCAGAGAGCCCUGAAAGAGAGGCAGGAGCUGGGAGAACCCACCCAGUCAACCACCAAAUCCAGCAGCAGUCAGUCCGCUGCUUCAUCUGGAACAAACGGACCACUUCACCAAGAGCUCCAUGACAACCUCUGCCGCCUCUACAAGGUGUUCGGUGAUCACCAUCAGAGGAUCUCUGAACUCCAGGCUUCCCUACAUGAAGAGAGGGGCCGUGGGGAGGAGAGCGAGGUCCACAGGACAGUGCAGGAUGCAAAGGGAUUACCACCAAGUGUCAAGGUUGAACUGGAGACGCUCCAUAAGGCUCUGAGGGAGAAGAGGAAAGCGUGUAAAAACCUGGAGGAGAAACUGGCCACUGCUCUAACCUCCCCUGAAACUGCACGGAAAGCUCUGGAGCAGGAUGACAAAGGCGUGCAGGUGGAUUUGCAGGACCUGGGUUACGAAACCAGUGGCAAGAGUGAGAACGAUAGGGAAGAGAGCAGUAGCACAGAUCUAGAGGUUGGUGUGAACCCUAGCUGCAGCGCCUCUAGCCUGCCUUCCCAACACGAGCAGGCCACCUUCUCCUCCACUGAAAACCUGGACUCAACCUCAAGCACCCCGUACCCUAGUUCCCCAGCUCUCAGCUCAGCCAAGGUCAGUCUGAAAAGCCUGCAGGUCUAUGACGAGUAUGGUGUUUCUAAGGACCCUCUGCAGCUUCAGGGACAAGUCAGAGAGCUGAAGUUCCAGCUGGAAAACCAGACCAAACUCAUCCUCCAAAUGCAAAGUCUUCUGCGUAGGAACUCUCUCUCCAGUGACCUAGUUGCCAACACCUCUGAUCCCUCAACCGUCAAGGAUCAAGAAGGGACAAAGCGGGAGGACCAUAACCAAGAUAGGAGCUACAGAAGUGGGCAGCUAAGGGAGAAAAAGGAGGGUGAGAACCAGGCCAUGAAUGAUAAAACCAGCUCUCUGAAUAUGGAACUGGAAAGAGAAGGGACACUGAACAGAAGCAUGAGUGAACAGCUGCAGCAGACCCGCAGCCGCUCCACAUCACCUGCAAGACUGGACUCUUUGGUGCAGUCGCAGGCCAGGGAGCUGUCGCAACUGAGACAGCAGAUCAAGGAGAGCCGCAGGCUAGGAGCCCUGCAGCGACGGCAGCUAGACGAGCUGAGCAAGGCCUUUAAGGAGCUGCUGCAGGCCGGCAAAGUCGACUACUACAUGGGGGAGGCGUUCAAAGAGCAGCUGGACAAGAGCCUGAGCAUUCUGGACAAGCUUGAAGGACGGCUGGAUAAAGGGGAGUCUCGUCUGGAUAAUGAGGACGUGGUGGCCCUGGAACUGUCUCGGAGGUUGACGAAAGAGCUGCAGGAGAAGAACCGUCUGAUCCGGAGCCUGCAGAGCCAGCUCAGAGGCGAAGGCCCCAGCAGCCAACACAGCUCUCACUCUGAUCUGUACCACUCAGACAGGACCUCCUCCUCCUGCCACAGCAGCCCGACCACGCAAAGUGGCCAUCAAACCGACAGCCAGCGUCACCUUUCUGAUUGGACAGGAACGGAUGUCCCUCCUGUAGGAGGAGCUCAAGAGGACGGAGUUUCUGGUCACAGGGACGCUGGCAGCAGACUGCAGGGCCUGCAGAGGGAGAACGGCCGACUACAGGAUCAGCUGAGGGGCAGCGAGGAGCUCAACGCCACCCUGCGAAGUGAACAUGACCUGCAUCGCUCGAUUAUGGCCCAGACCAGCUCCCUCCAUGAGGAACAGGAUCACGCUCAUGACCAGGGCGGAUCAGAGCCUUGGACUCUGUCUCAUAAACGAGACGGAGACAUCGGCUCACAGAAGAAUGAAGCCGAACAGCCUCGCACAAUGAACUCAGACUCUCUGGCAGAACAUCUCCAGGAGAUCCGCGUGUUGCGACAGCGCCUGGAAGAGAGCAUCCAAACCAACGACCGUCUCAGGGAGCAGCUGGAGAAGAGACUAGCAGAGGUGGAGAAAGACCCAGCAUCUACCAACAUCUUCAUCCAUGGAAACGAGGAGCAGGGUCAGCUGGCCAAUGAGGUGCGAUUGCUCUGGGGACAAAACCAAGUCCUGAAGGAACAGCUCAGCCUGGUGUCUAAAGACAAGCAGAAGGAGCGCGAGAAGCUGCGGGAGACUCUGGCCAGGCGAACGGCCAAACUGGAGCAGAGCAGGAGGGAGUGUGAAGCUCUGAUGCACGAAAACAACCAACUUCAGGAGAGGCUGGAGCACAGCGGCCAAGAAAACUCACAACUGCAGGAGUCUGUGCACAGGUUGCAGUGUGAGGUGAAGCUACAGAUGCAGCAGCUGUCUGACUCCCAGCAUCUUCUGCAGUCACUGCGGGUGGAGCUGCAUGUUUAUGAAAAGAUCAAGAACGAAGCUCACAAGCACAACGAAUCCAGCGAGGCGACCCAGGAGCUGGCCUCCGUCCCGUCCUCUGGCACAGUGGACCUGGGAGAGCUGCUGCUGGAGAUCAGACGGCUGAGGCUGCAGCUGGAGAGGAGCAUCCAGACCAACACGGCCCUGCGACAGAGACUAGAGGAGCAGCUGCUCAGAGGACCCAACCGCUCUGAAACCAUCAACAUCAACUACCUGCUGUCCUCUCCGGAUGAAGGAGGCAGGUCACCGGGCCGUGAAGGCUGCGAGACUCUCCGUCAAUCAUUUCAGAGUCACAACGAACACACCGGUGUCCUCCCUGAUGAGAAAUAUGGCGCUCACUCGGAGGUGGACGGUGGGUCAUUCACCAGCAGCUCUGGUGACAGCGUAUCGGGCGCUCCCCCUCGCCUGGUGCCGGGCCACCGGAUGUGGGCCAACCGCAACGGGCGGCAUAUUUUGGGUCUGAUUGAGGACUACAACGCCCUCCGCAAGCAGAUCUCAGAGGGACGUAAACUGUCGCGGAGCAUGGACAAACAACUGCAGGACAGUCUGCACACACUCCAACAGCAGGCCUCUGACAACAAGGUGAUAGAACAGCAGCAUCUGAAGAGUUUGUCAGGCAGCAUGAACACCAUGCAGCACGUGUUAGAAGAGGCUGGUCGGAUGCUCAAACUGGUGUGGAGAGUCUCUUUGCCAGCUGGUCACAUAGCAGGGGACGGAUUCAACAACCAGCAGGAUGAGCUGAUGAAAAAUGAGAUCGCCAGACUGAAGAGCAGGCUGUCACAGCAGGAGAGGAUGCUGAGUGGAGCCGUUAAACGCCUCCGGACAACCAACCAGCUCAAGGAGGGAAUGGAAAAAGUCAUCAUUGAUCAGCUGUAUCUAACCCACGGAGUGUUGAAGAAAGCCAGGGGGAAUUUAGAGGAGGUCCCAGUCAAUGGCCAGUAGGGGGCACUGCAGAGCGUCAGCCCGAGCAGAUAAGUGUUCGUGUUACUCGAAGAACUGCAGGCAGACACUCUGAAUCCUCAGAGGAUCACCAAAGUGACGCCUCUUUACGCUGCAGCUACUAAAGCUGCCGUUUCAACGCCCCGCUCUGCUUUUUGAUAACGUAGCUCCCUAAUGUUCCUCAGGCCUCAUCCCGUCCUGCUGUAAAACUCUCACCUUACUCCCCCGAUAUCAAAAGCCUUUUUUGUACUACUGCACCUGACCUGCCUAUAGUUUGAUUUGUUUUAGGUACUAAAGUUGUAAAAGUUUCUUUCGUUUUAAAAGAAAAUGCCUUUGUAAAUAGUAAUUACUGUUCCUUUAUUGUUUUUAUAUUAUGCAUAUAAGAACAUGAAAGUGUAUUUUAUUACAGAUGUAUUGUUUUUACCUUUUUUUGUUUUCAUCAGUCAGUUUAUGUAUAGGAUGGUUCUGGACUCCUGUGUGUUCAGUGAAUUAUGUGCAAAUGCAGUAAAGAAAAGAAAUGAAUGAUG